CGGGAAAAUAAUUAGUAACUAGAAUAUAAUGUUUUCCUACACUUUUCUUCUUCUUGGUCGUGGCCAGUAUAAAACGCGGUUGAAGAAACGCAUGGUCGGGUUCAUUCCUAAAGUCAUACCACGCAAGAUUAGAAACAACACUAUUGCCUUUCGUAGUGAAGCGAACACAGGUCAUAUCGAGGGGCAUAUCAAAACCGAAAGCGAACGGCUAGAUAUGACUGGUCGUAAGCUACAAAAGAUUAUGUGGGAUCCAAUUCUACAAAGACAUACGCUCUUUAAGGAGGCUAAGCUGAGGGGGCCCUUUAUGACAAAGUCAAAUAUUGCCCGAAAUUUUAGUUUUCCCUCUAACUCCAAAGAGUCAACAGGACCAAAAGUAUCGGGAAAAAAGGUAAAUUAGUGGCACGAAUAUCGAUGAGUUUUUUUUUGCCUGAAAUUUGUAUGCUAAGGAACAAAAGAGUAUGUGAACUACACAGAAAACACAUUACAUCUUUCACUCUUUAAUAUACUAAAUCAGUAAGAUAUCAAUAGUAUCAAUUACUCGAUUCACAACAACAAGACCACUAUAAACAAAGGGAGCAUCUCAA
Phytomonas sp. EM1 is the source of this 584-nucleotide messenger RNA. NCBI's taxonomy places the organism in Eukaryota, Euglenozoa, Kinetoplastea, Trypanosomatida, Trypanosomatidae. The record is from the annotation of a GenBank genome assembly.